Colletotrichum spaethianum is the source of this 543-nucleotide messenger RNA. RefSeq lists its product as uncharacterized. The record is from RefSeq and is a predicted model, not a curated record. The coding region runs from base 1 to 543 and encodes 180 amino acids. Lineage: Eukaryota; Fungi; Ascomycota; Sordariomycetes; Glomerellales; Glomerellaceae. The transcript is spliced from 2 exons.
AUGGCCCAAGUCAACGGCGACCUCCCGAGCGUGAACUCGGUUGCCAUUCAGCAUCUGCUGGAUUACCCUGCGGUACACGACGGCGUCGUUACCUUCAGGAACAACCCCGUCGGCAAGAAGUCUCUGGCCAUCAGCGAAUCUGCUUACAAGACCUUCGCCGAGCCCCUGCUACCUUUCUUUGCUCGCCCCUGGAGCUACCUGCGCCCCUAUGCCGAGAAGGCAGACAACCUCGGCGACCAGGCCCUGUCGGCGGUUGACGAGCGCUUCCCCGUCGUCAAGAAGCCCACCGAGGAGCUCUAUGCCGGCGCCAAGGGCAUCAUCGCCCUUCCCUUCCGCACAAGCUUCGAGGCCAAGGACCACGUUCUGAAGACGUACAGCCAAGAGAAGAAGAAGAUUGGCAGCGACAAUGUUGUCGCCCUCGGCAAGGCCGUCGUGAGCACCACCCUCAUCACCGCCAGCGAACUCAUCGUCUGGGUCGGCGACGUCAUCCACUACAAGAAGGAGGAGACCAAGGAGGCCGUCAACGAGAAGAUCAACAACUAG